Molecule: messenger RNA, 2391 nt
Organism: Dentiscutata erythropus
Lineage: Eukaryota; Fungi; Glomeromycota; Glomeromycetes; Diversisporales; Gigasporaceae
Source: the annotation of a GenBank genome assembly
AUGCUUUCAUCACAACCAAAAAUUCCAGAGGUUGGUAGUGAAUUUUCAACAGCAGAAAGCUUCAAGGAAGCUGCUCAACAGGGUGCUAAAGCAGCAGGUUUUGCCUUUAGUGUGUCAUCAUCAAAACUGUCACGCAGUGAAAAAGGUGGCCACAUUCCUUAUAUUCUUUUACAAUGCGUAAUGGGGGGCGAAUAUAGAAAUAACCAUAAGAUUACUGAAGAAACGAGAAAAAGAAUUAAAUCUACCAAACGCCAAAACUGCCCUGUUACUUUGUAUGCUGUUUUGAAUGAGAAUGCUGGAGUUUGGGUAGUGCGAUCUUAUAAAAAGCAGCAUAACCAUGAGCUUCUCCCUCCAUCACAAGUUUAUUGUCUUCAUCAACAUCGGCAGCUUAAUGCAGAACAAAAAGAGCUAGUUCAUAUAAUGCUUAAAAGUGGAGCAUCGGUCCAGUCAGUUGCUGAUGCGGUACAAUGGAAGCAUGGUACUGUGUAUACAAAAGAUAUUGUUAAUGAACGUGACAGAAUUAGAAAUGCUUUAAAUGAGGGCUCAAAUAAUGAUACUACUAUGCAGCUUCUGCAAAAAUUAGAGGAACACAAUUAUAUACUUCGCCAUCUAUUAUCAAAAGACGGUUAUAUGAGAAAUCUGUUUUUUACUCAUAUUGAAGCUGCAUCUCAUACUGCUGAAUAUACUUACGAAUGGUUUCUAAAUACUUUAAAAGAAGUAAUCUAUGAUGCAUACUUUUGUUCUCCAGAAGUAUUUGUUUCAGAUAGGUCCCAAGCUCUUCGAAAUGCAGCUAAUAAAGUUUUUCCAGAAGCGAAAAAAAUGCUUUGUAUCUGGCACAUGCUUGCACAAAAUUUACGAACUGCAUGCCAAAAAUUUUUUGAUUCUGAUGAAGACUACGAUAAAUUAUUGUUGUCGGUUCAAAAAAUAGCCUAUGCUGAGGAGAUGAAUAUAGUCGAAAAAGCAUUUGAUAAGGUAAAAAAAGCAGCGAUGAAAAGUAAAGAUCCUAGUUAUAUUCAAAAUUAUUUGGAGGAAUGGAAAAAGGAUUCAGAGUGUUGGAUGCAUGUAUAUACAAAAAAUUACCCACAUAUGGGAGUUCAGUCAACACAACGAGCGGAAGGAAGUCAUGCCAACCUAAAAAAGGCGAUAGAGGCAGCAAGUGGGUUAGAUCAAGUAUUUUCGCACAUUGAUCGUGCCUUUCGCCAACAUCAAUUACAAAAAAAUGGUGCUUUUGGUUUGAAUCUUAUUUCUGCAGAUCCAUUUAUACUUAAUAAUAUGAGAUUUGAACAGCUGGUUGGGAAAAUUUCUAGAUGGGCUAUUGAUCGAAUAAAAAGGGAAAUAUGUGAGGCUGAAGAAAAUAAUGAUACAAAUAAUAGUGUUUGUAUGUAUAGCUUGAGAUUGAAUUUCAAAUUACCAUGCCGCCACAUAAUUCUGUCAACAGGGCUCAUUCCACUUUCAAUUAUUUACCCACGCUGGCUUCUCAAACAUGAUCAAGUACCUUUAUUGCCUUUAUCUUUGUCAACCGAUACAACCAUUAAUAAGACUUUGUAUAUGCUUGAAGAAAAAUACGAAAACCUAAAUGAUAGUGGAUCAAAAGCUACGUUUUUACAAAAAAUUGAAGCACUAAUUGCUGAGGAAGCUAUAAUUCCAAAAGCACCAUUACGUACUGAAAAUAUAAGACGACCAGCUUCCACCAAGCGAGAUCUUCUUCUUAGUGAACAACAAGAUAAAGCAGCUAAAAAAAAAGAAAGAAACACAUCAAAAUUCAUAAAGAAUAUUCAAAAACCACAGCAGCUUUUAUAUCAUGAUCAAAUUCCUACUUACAUGCAUGAAUAUAUAAAGAAGGUAACUAAUGUAAAUGGAGAUGGCAAUUGUGGAUACAGGGCACUGGCGGUAUGUUUAGGAAGAAAUGAAAAUGAGUGGUCAGAGGUUCGAAAGGAAUUGCGAAAAGAAUUAAUUGAAAGAGAACAAUUUUAUCGAGCUUUGUUUUUAGCCAAUAAUGAUUAUGAGAUAAUUCUAAAAGAGAUCUCUUGGAUCGAUGGCCCUUGCACAUUCGAACACUGGAUGAGGAUGCCACAAGUGGGAGAUGUUAUAACAAAUGCCUAUCAAAGACCAUUGUACUUUUUCUCGUUACAAAUUAGCCUUACCUUUCUUCCGCAUCACCAUCCAUUGAAUCGAAAUAAAGCACUUGCAAUAGCUAUCGUUAAUAAUAAUCAUUAUGUGGCUAUUACAUUGAAGCCUGGUGCUCCCGUACCCCCAAUUGUGAACCAAUGGACACAGUUUGCUACCCCAGCUGCAACUAGAUGGAAGCUACUAAUUCAAAGUCGUAUAGAUCGCUUUCUCUCAAUAAGUAGCUCGGUUAAUGAAGCAGAUCUAAAAAAUAACAUAAAUUAA